Nothobranchius furzeri (turquoise killifish) is the source of this 4910-nucleotide messenger RNA. RefSeq names its product embryonal Fyn-associated substrate (gene efs). Gene Ontology annotation, molecular function: protein binding. Gene Ontology annotation, cellular component: plasma membrane; cytoplasm. Gene Ontology annotation, biological process: cell migration; cell surface receptor protein tyrosine kinase signaling pathway. The record is from RefSeq and is a predicted model, not a curated record. NCBI's taxonomy places the organism in Eukaryota, Metazoa, Chordata, Actinopteri, Cyprinodontiformes, Nothobranchiidae.
CUAAAGCCAACCAAUCACACGAGCCGUGUAGUUCCGCCUGGUGGCGUGGUUGAGCGAUUUAAAAACGUAUAGACGGGACUAAACACGUACAUUUACAGGUUAUGCUAGCUUUUAGAUCUGCGGAGUGUUCGAACAACUAGGGAGGCGGGGAGAAUUGUGUUGACAUCGACGACGAUUGAACGUCAAAUGGUCACAGAUUUUCACGCCUGGAUAGACAGAUUUCCACUUAUUGCUAUCGCCUGUACAUCGAUGGGAAGUUUCACAUGCGAUAAGGAUCCCGCAUGAAGAGAAGGACGUCAAGGCAGCCGGGCAUUCAGUAAAGAUGAGUCCUGCCCAGAGCCAGCUGUGCCUCGGCACCGAGUCUCCAACACGUCCCUGAGAACCACAUGGAUAACUAUUUCGGAGUUUCCUCGAGACAGAAGUGAAAACCUUGCAGCAAUGUCCGUCUCAACGGUUUUGGCCAAGGCGCUGUUUGACAACACAGCGGAAAGCCCAGAGGAGCUAGCUUUCCGGAAGGGUGACAUCCUGAUGGUUCUUGAACAGGAGCAGACUGGCGGACCAGGCUGGUGGCUCUGCUCCUUGCACGGCAAACAGGGCAUCGCUCCCGCCAACCGUCUUCGACUCCUGCAGACCGCCCCGCCUCCAGACCUUGACCCGAGUCCUAGCCCUAAUGAGGAUUCUGUCUACCUGUCGCCUGGUCCUCCUUUGGGCCGGACCGUUAUCGGCAGCAGCACAGACGAUAUAGAUGGCGUGUAUCGGACCCCGCCAGCUGUGGGUGAGGGCCGAGGAGGGGCGAUCGUCUCGCGAACUGGAGAACUGCGAAGAGUGGAAGGUGGACGCCCACGCUCACACUCUAGCUCUGGGGUGCGGCCCAGACCUGAUUGGGAUAUUGGAGUGACCGGACGUCCACGUUCACCGUCUUUAAGGGGACGAGGCACAGAAAUGUCAGGAACGGUUUAUCAGAAACCCGGAGGCCCCAUGUCUUCCAAGCAGCCGGGAGCCAUCGUGAGUUCAGAGUGUGUGUAUCUUUCUCCCAGUGGAGUACCAAGGGCGUCCGAUGAGCCAGAGGACACCACAUAUCUCGUUCCAAGGGAAACACUAACGUCAGAACAGUCAGACGACUGUUACUUGGUGCCUAAAGGUACACCACUGGCGGGUGAUGAUGUUUACCAAUCUCCAACUGGUGGAGGUGUGGCCAGUCCUGUAGUCAAUGGCACCCCCAACGUGAGCCAGGAUGCACCUGGAAUGUAUCAAACACCCACUCCUGUGCGAGGAGGCUUGCAUAAGACACCGGCCAUAGUUCUGGCCCACCAACACCCUUCACCGUUAACCCCCGCCCAAGCGUCUCCUCGACCCCUGCUCAAGGGCGUUUCAUCAAACUCCGCUGCAGCACGAGGCAAACCUGGCCCAGCCUGUCACCGGGGGUCCCCCCUGUUGGUCAGAGCGGGACAAGUCCGGACUCCGGGAUCACCGCACUGUGCCCGCAAACCACCUCCACCGGCGCCUCCGGUGAGAGGAGUCACCUGGAAGGAUUUACCUCAAGCCUUAUCAGCUGACUCUAACUCUUCCCCCAAACCUGAUAGUCUGGUAAGUCCUGCAAGCCUGCAGCAACAAGAGAAUAAACAGAUCAGAACUCAGCAGAGCAGCGAGGAAAAGAUGAGCAACGGCUCAGAAAAAAGCAACAACAUACAGAAAAAACAAGGAGGGAAUGGAGAUCUCCCGAAAGCUGCAAAUGAGCAGGUGUAUGAUACCCUUCCCAGUGGUAGAUGGCAACAACCAGUCCAUUCUGCUCCGCAGAAAGGUGAGGGCAUCUACGACACCCCUCGUAGUGUCCAAUCACAGGCCGACUCUGAGACAGAGGUCUACAAUAUCCCCACAAUCACUAUGAGCGUCCAGUCUGAUGAAGCGGAAGAUGAUGUCUACAGUGUCCCCACACUUCCAGGUGUUCCUCUGGGGUCAGCAGAUUCCAACGCCAACGUCACCUCAGAGGAUGGCGUUCAAGUUGGACCGAUCUGUUUUGUCCCUGGGUCAGAUCACAAGCAAGAAUCCUCUGACCCAAACUCAGGCAUCUACGACAUGCCUGCUCUGACCGUAGAAAUGCUUCCUCAUUCGUUGUCGUCGUCCUCCUCCACCUCCACUCGCCGCCUAUCUAUUUCCAGUAAUGGUUCUGGAGACGUGCAGUGGAAGGCUUCACUUUCCAACCUCAUCCAGGGGGUGUUAAACACCAUCUCCUACUCUGUUUCCUCUUUGUCAUCACGGGAUCUGGCCACCUCUUUGGCUGAGAUCCUUUCCACCUGGAAAGCCAGUCAUACUGGUGAUCCACCGCAGCCUCUUCAGCAGGCCUGGUCUCGACUUUCCGACCUGCUUCCGGUGUUAUCCACCGUCGGUAACGCUCCUCCAUCCGAAGGGCUUUUGUCACUGGUCCAGCGCUGUCUUGAGGAGAGCGCCCUGCUCUUACAGGCUCAAGGACGACCCCGUCUGCCUUCCCAGGACUCCCUGUCGUGCAGACCUCUGCCAGCACUCCCAGUGCCUGAUGGAAAAUCGUCUAACAGCGGAAUGGGUUCCCGUAAAGGAAGCUGGAUUCAGGAGAGGCCUUUGCCGCCGACGCCUCAGCCAGCCUUUUCUUUACCUCCAGCUCCAACCAGCGUGACUCUCACUAUAGGGUCCGUUAACGGGGAAGACGAUCAAAGCAACGAGUACGCAGGGAUCGGCUUGCCUCCGAUCCCAGCCCUGGUACCUACGGGAGACAGCGUUGGAUACGUGAAGUUGCAGGGCAAACCCGAUCUACUUCCCGAUGUCCUGAACGAGACACAAACUAUCACUGCAGAGCCACGGUUGACUCCGUCCCCUCCUCUGCCCGUGUCCCUGUCCGUGGAAGACUCGGAGCUGCUGUCCUUUUACUCCUCUCAGAGCUUGGCUCACCUGUCCUGCCUGGCGAACGCCAUCGACGGUCUCUACAACAGCCUGAAGGCAAACCAUCCUCCUCGCAUCUUCGUCGCCAGAGGGAAGAAUCUCAUCGUGACCGCGCACAAACUGGUGUUCAUUGGAGACACGCUGUCCCGUCUUCUGACAUCCGUGGACCUCCGGGCCAAGAUCACCACAUCUGGAGGACGACUCUGCCAGGCCUUGAAAACAGUUGUCGUGGCAACAAAGGGUGCUGCACAAAACUACCCAUCGUUAUCAGCCACCCAGGAGAUGGUGGACCGUGUUGCAGAUCUCUCCCAGCAAGCAGCCAGCUUCUCCACUCUGCUGCAGCGUUUAGCGGAAAUAUCGUCGUGAUUUUGAAAGUCACCGUUUCAUCGUUUCUAGCUGAAACGUCUUAUUUGUUUUACACACUUGGGUUUUAUUGUCUUUCUGGGGCCCUGCAACAGGUGUUUUAAACGUAUUAGUUCUGUCUUUAAAGAGUGUGUGUGAGUGUGUUUAUUCUUUUUUUUUUUUGCCCUCGUUUAGAAGCCGGCGUUUUUGCUUUGAUGGUACACCUUCUGUUUUUUAAGUGUUAACUUAUUGAAUAUUUUAUUCAAACCUUGCUGUGGUCCAAGUGUCGGUGUGGACGUGCUAUUUUGGGAGUUUUGCUUUAAUGUGCUUGCCAUAUUUCUUGUCCCCACACAUGAGUCAUUUCCUUUCCUUUAUUUAUCUAGCAACCCUCUCAAGUCCAAAAAUAGUGCAAGAGGAGGCCUGGCAUCCUGCUUCUGACCCGCUUUUCUCGAUACCUGAUAGGCCUUCCCUUUUUCUUGUUAUGAAUCUGAUCUGCAUGCUGGAAGUUUUGUGCUUUUAAAUAAGCAACGUGACACUUCAAGGGUAGUGUUUAACGAACAUUUUAUGCUUGAUCUGUCUUCUGCUAGAAACGGUUGAAACAUGACUGGACAGAUUUUUUAUUUCGCUGUCAUGCAGUCCCAUGCAUGUCGAGUUAACAACCCAGGAACUAAAAGAUGGUUAAUGAUUGCUGAAUGAAGAAUUACCUAAGCUUUUUUUUUUUUUUUUCACACUCUGUCAUCAGAAUCCUGUUGACCAAGUUCUCCUGUCCCAACAUGUCUUGUUUAGGUGUCUUCUGCUUUACUUUUAGUCAUUAUUAGCAAUGUUCGUGUAAGUAAACGCUGAGGUUUAUACACAAAGUAUGCACCACAAUCUGACCUUCCAGGUGAUGCUGCCGUGGCCUCGAGUGAAAACUACAAUAUAAAGCACGGCCCACCUAAGUUUGUUUACAUUUAGUAUUCUUCAUGAGUGAUGUGUUGCAUUUUACAGCUUAAACACAAAAUCAAGUUGUUGUUUUCUUUACAAAGAGGGAUAUACAUUUUAAGAUUUAAUUACAUGAUCUGAUUUAUGGAUUCAAAUGUCAUGAUGCCUUUUGUUUUACUGUCUAAAGCUUUGAUGAAGCGCCACCUUCUGGACGUUUGAAGUAUUAUCUAAGGAGUACUCAGCAGAUCAAACCCCAUCACUGUGUGCUAGAAUAUAACUGACAACCUUUAGAUUUUUGUUAUUCUUUAUUCAUAUCUUUAAUUUUACAUUUGCAUGGCUUUUAAGUUCUUUACCUUUUUAUGCACAUAUUUCACCUGGGGAUUUUAAUUUUGAGUGUUAGCAUUUUUAUAUACAUAUUUUACACUACAAGGUAAAAAUAUGGCAACCGUUACUUUGUAUAGGGGCUUUUGUUUGUAUUUGAUAACGUAUUGAGAAGACCCUUGGACUUGUUUUUUUAACACUACUUUUGAUGUCAGUUUUGGGUCUGUUCAUUAUGCACAAAUAGAUUCUUUACUACAAACGCGUUUUGCUUUGCGUGAACUUUCAUAUUGUGUUUUUUUUUCCAUUCAGGUUCUGUGAAUAACGGUGUUAUUUAUUGAUCCUGUCGGAUAUUUCUUAAACCAAAAAUGUCGGUGGCCUAGUUUUCCUUUAAGAAAUAAAAGGAUAAAAAACUG